CUAUGAGGACCUCUGCCCUCUGUAGCUAUACCUUUCUUCAUACUAUAAUAUCUUUUUUCUCUAUUAAUCAUUUAAUCAUUAUUAUUCAUUAUUGAUGACACCAAAAAUUAUAUAAGCUCUUUGUUGUUCACUAUGUGCUAGGUACUUUACAUACUUACACUUUACACAUUCUUUAAUACUUACCAUUAAUCCUUACCAAAUUUCCAUGAAAUAGGUAUUAUUAACAUUAUUUUUCAAAUGAGGAAACUGAGACCUAGAGGGGUUAUACAACUUACCUAAGAUCAUACCAGCCAAGAAGUGGUCAAGCUGAAAAUCAAAUUCAGGCCUAUGGAACUCCAGAGCCUAUGUUCUUUUUAUAUUAUGUUAUGUAACUUCUCACUCAUUGUGUCAUUAUUAAGUCAGCAAAUAAUCACAGUGCGCCUAUUAUGUGCCAUGCAUCGUGGUGUGUUUCAAGAUGGUCAAGGAUAAAUUAGACACAGCCCAAGCUUCAAAGAGCAUUUCUUUUGUUCUGUAUUUUCUUUCUGUCUGAAUGCCUGUAUUCAGUGGACAAUCUUUUCCAGCAGACGGAAACCGCUGACAUCCCCUUUAUAACAUGCUUCAAAAUAUUUUGGAAGAUACAUCCAACUGGAGAAGGCAGAGAAGAAAUCCCUCAGAAGUCAGACACUAAGCACUGCUAUGUCCCUCAGGAAGCCUUCCCAAAUCCAGAUAAGGAAACUGAGACCCAGAGAGAAGAAGUGAUUUUUCCUGUGUCACAUAGUGGCAAAAACACAAGUCUGCAGAUCCCCCAAACUGCUAUUGUGGCACUGGAUAAUAGCAUUUUCCUCAAGCUACUAAGUGACAGAAGGCAAGGAAGAAGUCAGACUCAGUCAUUCAACACAUGCACAACCCUUAUGCAAGAUACUGUAAUAAGUGCUGUGGUGGCAGGGAUAAAUCAGUAUUGCCUUGGGCCUGAAGUGGGAGGCAGACUGACCACUGGGUCAUGACAAACCAACCUCAUGCUACCGGGAAAAAAUGAAGUGGGGAUCCCCUUUCAGGACUUGGACUUCAGACCCAUGUUCGCCAGCCGUCUGUGUUGAUACUGCCAUCUAGUGGUGUGGGUGCAGCAUAACCCCCCUGAGUGAGGAAACUGAGGGAUGGACAGAAAACAAUACUUGUUGUGAGUCUUCCUUGGACUGGGAACCAUGGUAGAUGAUACACAUGAGAUUGACACCGUCCCUACUUCAACGACGGAGAAACCGAGUCCCUGGUGGAGAAACCAACCAGACUAAGCCACAGACUGAAGUUUUCCAGCUGCCAGAAGCAUGUUCUUCCCAAUGAAACUGGAGAAAACAGAGGAGGAGCUGAGGACAGUCAGGUGGGUGAGCAAUGGGUGACUGGAGCUUCCUGGGGAACAUCUUGGAGGAGGUGAAUGAGCACUCCACAGUCAUCGGCAGGGUCUGGCUCACGGUGCUGUUCAUCUUCCGGAUCCUCAUCCUGGGCACGGCCGCCGAGUUCGUGUGGGGGGAUGAGCAGUCCGACUUCGUGUGCAACACCCAGCAGCCCGGCUGCGAAAACGUGUGCUACGACGAGGCCUUCCCCAUCUCGCACAUCCGCCUCUGGGUGCUGCAGAUCAUCUUCGUGUCCACGCCGUCGCUGGUGUACGUGGGCCACGCGGUGCACCACGUCCGCAUGGAGGAGAAGCGCAAGGAGCGCGAGGCCGAGGAGCUGUGCCAGCAGGCGGCGGGCGACGGCGGCGACAGGGUGCCGCUGGCCGCCGACCAGGGCAGCAUCAAGAAGGGCGGCAACAGCAGCAAAGGCGCCAAGAAGUUCCGCCUGGAGGGCACCCUGCUGAGGACCUACAUCUGCCACAUCAUCUUCAAGACCCUCUUCGAGGUGGGCUUCAUCGUGGGCCACUACUUCCUGUACGGUUUCCGGAUCCUGCCCCUCUAUCGCUGCAGCAGGUGGCCCUGCCCCAACGUGGUGGACUGCUUCGUGUCACGGCCCACAGAGAAAACCAUCUUCAUCCUGUUCAUGCUGUCGGUGGCCUCCGUGUCCCUCUUCCUCAACAUCCUGGAGAUGAGUCACCUGGGCCUCAAGAGGAUCCGGUCUGCCUUCAAGAGGCCGGUGGAGCAGCCCCUGGGGGAGAUCCCUGAGAAGUCCCUCCACUCCAUCGCUGUCUCCUCCAUCCAGAAAGCCAAGGGCUACCAGCUGCUGGAGGAAGAGAAAAUUGUGUCCCACUAUUUCCCUUUGACCGAGGUCGGGAUGGUGGAGACCAGCCCACUCUCUGCCAAGCCUUUCAGUCAGUUCGAGGAGAAGAUGGGCACCGGGCCCCUAGGGGACCUGUCCCGAGCUUACCAAGAGACCCUGCCUUCCUAUGCUCAGGUGGGAGCCCAGGAGGGGGAGGGUGAGGAGCAGCCGGUGGAGGAGGGGGCCGAACCAGAGGUGGGGGACAAGAGGCAGGAAGCUGAGACAGUGAGCACAGAGGGGCAGGAGACCAUGGCUGUGCUGGAGGGGGAGAAAGCCGAGACUCCCGAGGUGGGGAAGGAGGGCGAGAAGGAAGAGCUGCAGGCUGAGGUUUCAAAGCAAGGGCUGCCCGCAGAGAAGUCACCUUCACUGUGUCCAGACCUGACCAGGGAUGACACCAGACCCCUGAGUAGGCUGAGCAAAGCCAGCAGCCGGGCGAGGUCAGACGAUCUAACCGUAUGAAGUGGUGCCAAAGAAAGAAAGAAAGAAAAGAGGACACCCGAGCUAACAUAGGGCAAGAUGAAACCUAAAGACACCACCAUGAUUUGAGUCUUCUGUCCCUCCCCUCACACCCGCCCCUGGUUGGACAGGCGCUGCGGGGGCACAGUACUUGCUGUGCAACUAGGAAACCACAUUUCCCAUAUAAAAGGAUGACCAAGAUAAACCCAUUGUGCCAUCAAAGUUCCCAGUCUCGAAUGACUGCCCUGCCCCUCUACCCCAACUACAAUGGGGAGCUCUGCUUUCAUCCCCAUUUCUCCAUAGAAAUCCCUCCAAUCAGAACUGUGGUUGCCUCAUAGCUUUUUGCCAGUCAUGACUCAAGCUCACUAGCUCAGCCAGAUUUUUAUCACCCCAGCACUUCCCUAGCAGACACCACAUGAUCACAUAUCAGAGGGGCCCAAACUCAGAUGCCUAUGGGAUGCAGGCAGCUGCUUUAACCUGAUGGGGUGGACCUGUUCUAAUGCCACGGGACGUCUAGGGUUGUGAAGAUUGGGGGGCUCUGCUACUCAGUACCAGGCACUGAUUACUAGGCAGUGUUACCUGACUGUCUGAUUUUCCCAGAGAAGCCAGAAGUCCAAACUUUUCAGUGAAAUUUUUAAUAUUGCCAACUAAUUUUUAAAUAUGCCGUGUGGGCCAAACAAAAUGUGUACAAACCAAAUUUAACCUAUGGGGCACCGAUCUGCAAGAUCAGCCUAUACUGGUGAGCCCAGCUUUCCUAUGGAAUUAUUCAUAUUAUUUAUGGCUCCCAAAUCUCAUCUCACCAUUUUGGAGUGUUUGGUUAAAAUCAUCAGUCCAGGGGAUACCCAAUAUUCUCACUGGCCUUUCUUUUGGGUCACUGUAACCCCUGGGUUCUGAUUCAGUUUUAUCCCUUGAAUUGGUGGGGAUUCUGCCUUGGGUACCAUAAAAGAAAGAGAGCAAGACAUUCCCCCUCUCCCUGAACUGAAAGAGCCUUGUGAGUCUGGUCACAGUUUUCUUCCCUCUCCUCUUCCAAUAUCAGCGGUCAGCCUGAAAUCCACACCCCCUUUCAUCAGGGGAUGGGAGCAAGCCAGUCUGAGCCAGCAGAUAACCUGCCCACUGGCCUGUCUUGAGGAGAGUCAGCUCUCAGGCCUUACCUAGACACAAGAUGUGUACAAAGAGGACUAUCACAGUGAUACUAGGGAGAGCCUCUUACAAAGUGGGAGCUCCAACAGUCAGAAUCCCAAAGUCUAGUCCCAGACCAGGCCUCAUCCUGGAAGGGUCAUAGAGACUAAAGGUAACAAGGGGGAUCUCGAAGUUCUCCUACCCCUUACCCUCACAACCAGCCUUCCUCAAUCAUAGAGCCCAGUCCAGGGAAAUCCUCAAGUAUAAGUACAUAUUCCACACAGGGAGCAAUUUUUACCUGGAGCCAAACAGUUCCCAGAGCUGUGGGACAAAGUGACAAAGUGAGAACCAAGAUGAUUUCUAUAAACCAGAACUACGCUUCAUGGGCUGCAGUGCCAAGGCUAAGGAAGGAGGGAUAGAAACCAAAAUAACAUGGCAGAGAUCUGGACAGGGGACUACCAGGGAAUCCAAAAGAAGUACCCAGAAAACUGCCUUCAUUCUAUCUUUCCCCCAGCCAAUACUAUCCCAAAGUACAUGCAGAUCCCUUGUGCUACCCUCUGGUUAUCCCCUUCCUUUUUUGAUAAUCAUUCUAGAUAUGCUUUUCCAGAGCAAAGCCUCCCCCAAAACUAUUCCUCUCCAAGUGACAAUAUUCCCAUUCCUUAGUGCCCCAUUCCAAAACAAAGUGGUCUAAAAAUUAAAUUCAUCCUAAGGUAUGAUUGUUUGAUAACUACUCUGGGAAAUUUUACAUUUUAAAAGACAGCCUAAAAUGUAUUUUACCUAGGUUAAUCCAAAGUGACAAACUUUCAAUGAAAGAACGUAUCAGGCAGGGGGUAGUUGAAGAGAAGAGAUACAUUUUAGCUCAAAGAAUGUGACUUUCUUUCUGGCCACUGCUGGAAUCUGCCCCUUGCCAUCAACAUUAUUCCACCCAGACCUUCCGGAUGAUGAGACAAGUAGCACAGUCACAGGCCUCAGAGACUGUGUCACUGUACUCACCCCAAAGGCCACACUAUUGCUCCUACAGUUUUACUCCCGAAGACUCAUUUUUAAGAAGAUAUAAACUCAGAACCUGAGAAUAACUUAUCACCAGAAUGGAGUGUCCUGUCUCAACUAGGACCUAAUCCGAAAGAGAAAAGGAAAGGAGAAGUGCACCCUGCUCUAAGUGAAAGCUGCUUGGUGCUGUUUAGAAGCGGUUGCAGAGGCAUGGGUGAAGGCUGCUGGUCUCCUUGUCUGGGCUGGAACAGAAGCCUGUGAGUGAGUGUAUCUCCUUGGAUGAAGCAGCAUCCUGCCUCACUGUCUGUACCCACCCCCCACCAUGGAAGUUGCCAUUUUUCCUAUUAGUCUUCCCAAUAAAAGAGGAAGACUAUUUGGGGAGAAAUUGACCCAGGCAUCAAGAGACCAGGAUUUUUUUUUUUCUAUUUCUGCCAUUUAGUAGCUGUGUUACUGUCAUCCCUCUCUGUAUCUUGGUUUUCUGUCUACAAACUCAAGAUGGUAUUCAUGACCAACCUACCUCCAGGGGUAUCAUAAGGAUUAAUGAGUUGGCUGCCAAGUCUAGAGGCUGCUGAGUGUUGCCACUCCUUGAAAGAUUCCUCUAGCAGCAGGGAGACCAGGAAGAAAGGGAGGUGGGUGGUUUCCAUCCCACCCUCUCAAGCUGCCUUGAAGUUACCUAGUGAGAGUUUCUCAAUAUGGAAUAGACACUCUAGAGAUCAGUUUUCUCAGAGAAGCAAAAUCUGGACCCCAUGUGUUUAGUAUGAACCUGAGGCUCUGUGAUCUUGAGAAAUGACUAGAGGACAGAUUGGUGAUUACUCUCAUCCUCUGGAAAAUGUCCCAGGUUCCAUUCACAGGCAGCUGUGGGUCCGUGAGUGCUCUUACCUAUACAGCUGGAUUUCUCAGUGUCUGUUUUGAGGCAAAUAAUUGUGACUGACUCAGGAUUAAAAAUCCCACCCUGGGCUCCAUUAGAUACAGCUUUAAAUCCUACUCCUGGUCCUUUCCUUGUUAGACUAAAACCCUUAUGGCACGUAGACCUGUUGAUAAAAAGAAGCAGUGGACAGUUGGAUAUCCAAAGUAUAGCUCAUUCCAGAGAAAAAGAGCCAGUCACUUACUAGCAGCUAUAACACCUCCAUCAGGGGAGGUCUGUGACCAGGAGGGACAGAGUUACUUGCAGUUCAGUUAGAAACUUCAAACCUGGCUCUGUAAUCCCCAGGCCUAGUAUUUGGGGCAUCAAAAAAAAAAAAAAAAAAAAAGCCUAUCUGCUUUUCACCAUGACUUCAUCACUUGCCAUACAAGUGACACAUCCAACACAAAAUAUAUAAAUACUCUUAAAGGUCAGGUGACCUGGGGAUAAGAUUUCCCACAAACAAUGAAGUUCAACUCAGAAGUUUGGCCGCCCCUUGUGAUUCUCAGGACCCCAAGAUGUCACUUACCUGCUCCCAAUGAUAAUCUUCCCUAGGUUAAUUGGGGGUAGCAAACGUUGCCCCUCCUUCACAAGAUGGAACAAGUGGAUGUAUAUCCAGGAAACACAAUGAGCAUACUAGAAGAAAAAAGGGGGUGUUUUUAAAAACUCAUUAAUUUGGAAAUAAAAGGAAAGGGAGGAAGGCCUUAUCCAAAUUUGUAAGAAGUCCUUACUGUUAAACGUAUACUGAAGCAAUGACACUCACCACUUUCAAAUACUGCACAGAUUGUUGACUAAGAUCUUGACAAAAAGUGAGCUAAUAAGUAAAGUGAAGGAAGCAAAUGAGGGGGGAUAUGGUCAAUAUUUCUGUAGUCCUGAAUUCCUAAGAAUUACACUAUGAAAACAGAACAUUUUUAAUCAUGCAAGAAUUCAUUGUUCGAGGUGGUGCUACAGAUAGUCAGCCUCCUAGGGCUCCUGUGUGGAGAUACACCAGCCCCUGAGACCCUCUCUGACUCAUGGCAGAAGUGACCCCCUGGCUAUUGAAAGAACUAUUUGCAGGAACUCCUUGGUUUAGCCAUGUGGAAGACCUGGGGCAAGGCUAGUGUGGGCAGUUGUUCUUCAUGAGUUCCUGAGGAGGGUCAUCAGGUCAUGGUCAGGGUGAAAAGGCAGCAUACCUCCCCCACCCCAGGAGAUCCCAUCCCACUCCACAUAUUUCCUCCUCUCUCCUUCCCCAGAUCCAAAUUAUCCCCCCAUGUAUACUGUGUACAAUUGACCACACAACCCAAGUUAGCAAAGUUUAGACAAAAAAGAUUUGCCAGGUUAGAUGGAAAACUCCUCCACACGUAAAUGGAAUCUGUAAAACAAAGUAAAUGUGUGCCUAGAAGUGAUACUGAAUAGUCAGGGAGGCUUUCCAUUCUUGUAAUUAUCAUAUUUUAACAAAACGUGUAACUGGGAAGGAAGGAGGAAAAGGAAACAAAACUCUAGGUUCUGCAGUUAGAGAAGAUGAAAGGAAGAUGUUUAUGAAAGACAAGUCACUCUCCACUGCCCUAGACACUGCAGCUCCCAAAGUUGGCCACCAACGUAGCAGUGGGAUAUACCAUAAGCUCCAGUCCCACUUUCUUCUGGAAGUUCUUGCUCCAGGGUGGAUAAAGAGAAUUCUGGAAGAAUACGUGAAGUUUCCUGGAGGGAAAACUUGAUGGCUUUAUUGCCUUUUUCUGCAAAAUUUUCCAUCUAUGAUAGGAUUAGUAAAGACUCAGCUAAGAAACACGUUCAUAACAAACUUCCUAGGGAAGUCCAUGGCAAGGGAAAGAGGCAUUAUUGGGAUUGUGUCCUGAAUUCUCCAACCCUCUGCAUUGUUAUGUUAGAGCUAAUAGUCACAUGUUAGACUGUUACAAAACAAAUAAAACUAACUUGACUUUUCGC
Molecule: messenger RNA, 7612 nt
Organism: Canis lupus familiaris (dog)
Lineage: Eukaryota; Metazoa; Chordata; Mammalia; Carnivora; Canidae
Gene: GJA8
Product: gap junction protein alpha 8
Exons: 8
Coding region: 1366-2685 (439 amino acids)
Biological process (GO): cell communication
Cellular component (GO): connexin complex
Source: RefSeq, a predicted model, not a curated record